This is a messenger RNA of Alternaria incomplexa, 801 nucleotides long. RefSeq lists its product as uncharacterized. The record is from RefSeq and is a predicted model, not a curated record. NCBI's taxonomy places the organism in Eukaryota, Fungi, Ascomycota, Dothideomycetes, Pleosporales, Pleosporaceae. Bases 1 to 801 code for a protein of 266 amino acids. The transcript has a single exon.
AUGCGCACAUUCUUCGCCCCGCUACUGCUUGCGCCGCUCGCCGCGCUCGCCGCACCCGAUGUCUACGGCGACUUCGAGGCCGCCGUUGCGCCAUUACCGACCCCCGUAUACGAGGCCAUGGAGACAUCUCCCGCCGACGGCAACCUCGAACUGCUCAAGCGACAAGGCAAUGCGUGCGCGACUUCCUACUUCAACUGCGCCGGCCUUGGCGCGCCAGGACUCUGCUGCCCACGAACAGCCGUCUGCUCAGCCGACCAGGCAGGCCACGUAGCAUGCUGUCCCCAAGGCGUCGCCUGCACAGGAGCCAUCGGCGCAGUCCCCACCGGCGCGAACCCCUCGGCCACCUCGACCGUCUCCUUCGUAAUCGCAUCCACAACCGGGGAGCAGCCCUUCGUGCAGGAAACAAAUGGCGCAAACCACGGAAGCACGGUACAGAACCAAUUCUACCCUUUCCCGUACAUACCGACGACUUACACCAACGCAGCUGCCUGCUCGUCCGCUUAUACAAGCUGCCAAAGCGAUGCUGCAAGUUGUACGACUGCUCUAGCCAACGGCGCGGCUGGCGUCACCAUCUCGGCCCCCAACGGCGGCGGCGCUACCAUUACCGCGAUUCCCAGUGUCGGCCUCCAGUCCGCUCAGAGCAUCUGUUCCAGUCUGAGCAGUCUGGGUUGCUCGCAGCUUACCGUCGAGGCUUGUGCGGCUUUUGACGGUCAAGGGAAUGCGGCGAAGAGAGCGCGGUGUGCCGACUACCUUAUGACAGCGGGAGUGGCCGUUGGAAUCGCAGGGCAGCUGCUGAGAUGA